UCGCCAUCGCCAGCGCCGACCUAAAGCCCGUUGUUCGUCCAUCUGGUGGCGGCAAGCAGGCCCGCGUCAGAGGCAUUCCGACCCUCGGUCCGCGCAAAUUUCAGCAGCGCCGCCUAUCUGUGCCCCCCACCCCCCAAAUCUGGCAUUUACCAGAGACCUCCCAACACCUCGCGAUUGACGACUCGAGCCUCCCCCAAGACUCCUCCAAUCUCUGCCGAUUGUCCCUUUAUGCCUUCUAUUGCCCUGUGGAGCCAUCGAUUCGGAAGACUUUGCCAACAUGAGCAGCCUAUUCUCCCCACCACGCCGUGAGAAGGCACGAGUAGACGACUCCCAUCUGCCCAAAGGAGACUGUCGAUACAUCUUGCUGCACCCCGAGGUGAAGGGGUUGAGAUGUGCCUGUGUAGGAUUUGCCCUGAACCGAUCCAUACCGGGAAGCACCUGCGACUGCGGCCAUCAGGCGUGCUACCAUUCCCCGGACAAGGAGAAUAGCUCGGUCGAACGGCAAGAGCUGGAAGCCUUGCGCGAAAAGGUCAACAUGCUGGAAGAAGAGUUGGAUAGGGAGAGACAAGGUGGAAGAGGCGGAAUCGUUGACAGACUGGGUCGGUUGGAAGAGCUCGUUGAUAACACCAAGACUGAAAAUGACUCGCAGUUGAAGGGCGUCUAUCGCAAUAUUGGUGGACUCUGGCAAAGCGUUGGUGCACUCUCGCAGAACGUUGGUGCCCUGAAUAAGCGGACGUCAGACUACGAGGAUCACCUUGAGUUGUUGGAUGACGGUGUGGAAAGAAUGAGACAUCAACUCAUGGAAAUCGACGAUGCGUCCAUGCGAGUCGAGGACCGAGUCGACGCUCUUGAGAACUCAACGACUCCCAUCUCGGCCGUCAUCAGUCGACGGAGAAGGGCAUCGACGCCUCCAUCGCCGGAGCUGGAUGAUAACAGCGAUUGCUCAGUUCGAUCAGAAGAGACUGCAACCACGUCUCGUUCUGAGAUUCGUUAUUCAUUGCAAUUAGUGAGAGCUGACGAGAGAGAGGUUUCGACCAUUCAAUCCUUUCGAGAGAGAGUCGCCUCUGUAGGAUCCGAACCCCAGGCUUGGACCGUACACAUCUCCUUACUACCGAGUAGCUCACAACCUUUCCCUUUUGAGAAAGAUACCGCAGCUUACAAACGUUGCCUCUCUCGCGGUUUGCACCAAAUGAUUGUUGUUCCCGACACAGAUAGUCAUUCGUUCAAAACUUCUGUUGACCGGGCUUUCAUCGAGAUCCUUUGCGGACGGCCCUGGGACCCGCUUGUCGCAAGAAUUUGCGAUGCCAAAAACCUACGAGGACUUCCAAUGCUCCGUCAACUUCCUAAGAGCCUUGUGGGCAGUGACUACAACGCCGAAUUCCUUCAACACAACUGCGCAGUUGUGGAUGAAUUCGGGAAGAUCAUAGAUUUAUAUAUCGCCAUGUCGGAGGACACGAUUUCGUGGGCUGAGCUCAGAGACGUUCGCGCCUUCAUACCGGGAUUGGAAGCGUCAUGGACGUAUGACCUAUACCUUGAUGGUACUGGCAGAGACGGGCCCGAGAUGAGUCGCCCAGCCGCGGGCGAUAUUCUCACCGGAUUACCGUCACUGAAACGCAACGCUUCCGAGAUAUCAAGGAGUCCCAGCUUCGGAUCAUCGUCAACAGACGGAGAAGCGAGAGCAAAGAUCAGACGCCACGCCGCCCCUUACACUGGGCCCAGUGUGGAAGUUGUUGGAAGACGUACGGAGGCAGUUUGACAUCGUUCGAAAGAUUAGAGUGUGCAAUAGGGUCGGAAGGAUUAAUUUUUCUGGGAUUUGGCGUAAGGAGACUGGCGCUUAGAUGGAUAUACAAUACCUGAGAAUGGUUGGAUGGAGUUUGGGACAUGUAGUCAUUCACGACCAGAGAGUUCUCAAUCUAGAGCCGCCUUGCUACUUUCAAGACUUGAGCUGUCUUCCCGCCUUGUGUUUA
This is a messenger RNA of Hyaloscypha bicolor E, 1967 nucleotides long. RefSeq lists its product as uncharacterized. The transcript has a single exon. Bases 278 to 1756 code for a protein of 492 amino acids. The record is from RefSeq and is a predicted model, not a curated record. NCBI's taxonomy places the organism in Eukaryota, Fungi, Ascomycota, Leotiomycetes, Helotiales, Hyaloscyphaceae.